Messenger RNA from Malania oleifera, 483 nucleotides. RefSeq lists its product as uncharacterized. The transcript has 2 exons. The coding region runs from base 1 to 483 and encodes 160 amino acids. NCBI's taxonomy places the organism in Eukaryota, Viridiplantae, Streptophyta, Magnoliopsida, Santalales, Ximeniaceae. The record is from RefSeq and is a predicted model, not a curated record.
AUGGCCAAAGGUUCAAGGGAGCGGAGUUGCACAAUUGAGCAAUUCAUGCGAAUGAAUCCCCAAUAUUUCUCUCGAGGGAAAGAUCCAUUCAUCACUGAGGAUUGGAUCCAAGAGAUCGAGGAGACGCUGUCAGUUCUCUCAUGUAAAGAUGAGCAGAAGGUGCUAUUUGUGGCGUUGAAGUUAAUAAGGGAAGCUAAACACUGGUGGAGGUCAGUGAGACUGUUAAAGGAGCAGAGACCUAGCCUUUAUGCUGCCAGAUUUAACAAGUUGUCCCGCUUUGCUCCCUACUUAGUGCCAGAUAAGGAAAAGAACACAAGGAAGUUUGAGAGUGGCUUGGGGCAGGGCUUGUAUGAGCAAGUGGUGGGCUAUCAGGUCCAGACCUUUUUAGAGCUAGUAGAUAAGGCUACAGUGAUUAAGCGUAGCCUAUAUAGAGGUGCCCGAGCACAGAAUCAGAGAAAGGGGCCCAUGCCUCCCGAUUUUUAG